Molecule: messenger RNA, 1623 nt
Organism: Camelina sativa (false flax)
Lineage: Eukaryota; Viridiplantae; Streptophyta; Magnoliopsida; Brassicales; Brassicaceae
Product: equilibrative nucleotide transporter 7
Biological process (GO): nucleoside transmembrane transport
Cellular component (GO): plasma membrane
Molecular function (GO): nucleoside transmembrane transporter activity
Source: RefSeq, a predicted model, not a curated record
CAUAUUUUGGCCGAGAUUUCUCAAAUUACAUAGAUUUUACUUCUGUUUUUUUAUCUGUCAACGAAUCUUUUCCGGAUAAAAAUUGUUACGAAUCUUUUGAGUUUGGUGGGUACAUCGUGAAUUUCUUACACAGUACAUCGUUUGCUGCCAACUUUGAAUAAGUUUUCCUCAGGAUUUGUGAUUGCCCGAUGAGUAAUCCAGAGGAUAUCCCUAGCAGGCUCGAGGGUAAGAAUGUAGCACGAUUUGUGUGUUGUAUCCUUGGAAUAGGGUCUCUUGUGGCAUGGAAUGCAAUGCUGACCAUCACUGAUUACUAUUAUCAAAUUUUUCCGAAAUAUCAUCCUUCGAGGGUGCUAACAAUAGUUUACCAAUUGUUUGCGAAUGUGUUUAUAAUAACACUUGCCUUUAAAGAAGCUAAGCUCAAUACUCGCUUUCGUAACAUUUUCGGGUACAGCCUUUAUACCGCUGGCACCUUUUGUCUCCUCAUUUUGGAUCUUGCUUCGCGUGGCAGUGGAAGCGUAGUAGCAUAUGUUGUGUUGUGUUUGAUUGUUGCUGUUUUCGGGCUCGCUGAUGCUGUUGUACAAGGUGCAAUGGUUGGAGAUUUGUCCUACAUGUGCCCCGAGUUCAUCCAGGCCUUCAUGGGCGGUUUAGGCAUAGCUGGAGUUCUAACAUCCGGAUUAAGGCUUAUUACAAAAGCAAUAUUUGACAAGUCUCAUGAUGGUCUUCGAAAAGGGGCUUUGCUGUUCAUAGGAAUUGCGACAUUGAUCCAGUUAGCCUGUAUUUUUCUAUAUACUUUAGUCUUUGCUAAGCUCCCUAUCGUGAAAUACUACCGUGCCAAGGCUGGUAAAGAAGGGGCCAAAACCGUUUCUGCGGAUCUGGCCGCAGCUGGCCUCCAAGACCAAGCUGAACAGGUUCAACAAAUGGACGAGUCCAAGAUCCAAAAACUAACCAAGAAGCAGUUAUUACGAGAAAACAUAGAUCUUGAAAUCAAUCUAUUCUUGAUCUACGUGGUGACACUAUCGAUUUUCCCGGGAUUUCUAUACGAGAACACAGGAGAACAUCGAUUGGGAGAUUGGUAUGCACCAGUUCUAGUAGCCAUGUACAAUGGAUGGGAUGCGAUCGCGAGGUUCAUUCCCUCGAUCAAAGGGUUAGCAGUAGAGUCGAGGAAAUGGAUCACUGUCUGCGUUGUGGCACGUUUCUUGCUCGUCCCUGCCUUUUACUUUACCGCUAAAUACGCUGAUCAAGGAUGGAUGCUUUUCCUCACCUCUUUCUUGGGGUUGACUAACGGUUAUCUAACCGUUUGUAUCUUCAGCACUGCACCAAAGGGUUACAAUGGACCUGAAGCAAAUGCAUUAGGGAAUUUGAUGUGCGUGUUUCUAUUGGGAGGGAUCUUCGCUGGAGUUUGUUUGGGUUGGCUUUGGCUCAUUGGCAACGAUUCGUUUUAGAGAUAUAUAUAACUAAGGCCGAAUGCAGUACUUUGUAGUACUAUUUGUAUUUUAUUUUUCUGUGCCAAAGUGCACAAAAUUAUUAAAUUCAUCUCAUUGUGUUACUAGUGUGUUUUCAAGAAAUUGAUUUCUCACGCUUUUGUUUAAAAUUUUACAUUUUUUGUUUAUUUCAAAUGUAACU